Molecule: messenger RNA, 1723 nt
Organism: Stegodyphus dumicola
Lineage: Eukaryota; Metazoa; Arthropoda; Arachnida; Araneae; Eresidae
Molecular function (GO): catalytic activity
Source: RefSeq, a predicted model, not a curated record
AUGGCCACUUCCAAGAUUUAUAAACCAACUCAAAUCCACGCAACAACCAAUACAUCACAAAGUAAUGGUAUGGACCUCACGAGCACCACCAUCAACGGUAUCCUGGACCAAGUCUUCUUGAAAGACGACAGUGCAGAAGAAGUGGAGCAAAAAGAACUAAGAGCAUCCACACAAACACCAAACACACCAGAUGACAUUCCGUUCACAAGAAAGGAAAUACUUCAAAUUGGUCUUCGUGGCAAGUCUGUACCAGAUGUUAGGAUGCAAAUGUCUCUGUUUAUGUUCAGCCAGGCUAAUAUUGCUAUUAACGGACAAUUAGCAUCUCCUACUACGGAUCCAGAAGAACAAGGAAAGAGACUACAUGGUGAGCUAACUAAAGUCACUACAGAUACAACAGUCAGUCCUGAAAAAAGCACAGAGAAUAUUCCAAGUGAUGAAAGUAUUGAAGUCACCACAGAUAUAACAGCCAAUCCUGGAAAACGUGCGGGACCUGUUAUUUUAGUGGCGACAUCUAUGUAUAUGCUUAAUAAACCCGUCAUUGGUCUAAAAGGUUCUGAAGAAGGCGAAGCUACUGGAAAGGGUACAGAAAAUGCUACAUCAGAGAGUAAAGAUACAGGCAGCCCUGGUGACACUUCAGAAACUCCAGGAAGCAUCACUGAGGACACAGGUAGUCCUGGUGACACUGCUCAGACUUCAGAAAGUACUGGCGAAGAUACAGGUAGUCCUGGUAGCACUGCAGAAACGACUGGCGAAACUUCCGAAAGCACUGGGGAAGAUACGGGUAGCCCUGGUGGCACUGCAGAAACAGCUAGUGAAAUUUCAGAAAAUACUGGCGAAGAUACGGGCAGCCCUGGUGGUACUUCAGGGACUUCUAGUGAGACUUCGGGAAGUACUGACGAAGAUACGGUUAGCCCUGGCGGGACAUCAGAAACGAGUACUGAAAUUUCAGGAAGUACUGGCACAGAUACAGGUAGCCCUAAUGGGACUGAAGAAACAUCAGGAAGCACUGACGAAGUUACAGGUAGCCCUUCUGACACUACAGGAACGGCUAGUGAGACUUCGGGAAGCACUGGAGAAAGUACAGGUAGCCCUUCUGAAACUACAGGAACGGCUAGUGAGACUUCGGAAAGCACUGGACAAAGUACAGGUAGCCCUGCUAGCACUACGGAAACGACUAGUGAGACUUCGGAAACAACUGGCGAAGAUACAAGUAGCCCUAGCAGUACAGUAGGAACGUCAAAAAGCGCUAAUGAAGUAAAGAAGAGAUCUGCUGAAGCGGAAAGCCUGAAGAUGCGAAGCAAGAAUCUCUCUAAAAGUCGAGUUGAUGGAAUGGGAAUUAAAGGACGUGAAGCCAUACUGACAGAUUUCAAUUCUUAUCUAUAUGCUGACGCUCUAAAAGCAAACGGAUCUGAAGACAGAGCACUAGAUCCUAGAAACCAGGCACAAGAUGAUUGGGGGAAAAAUGGCCUAAACAAAACUUCGAAGAAGAAAGCAAAAAGGAACGGAAUGCCAAUAAGACAUGUACGAAAUUAUGUGAUGAGAAGCGAAUAAGAUCUUCAAGCAAUGCUUUGUUAAUGGAAAAAAGUGUCAGGGUGUAUACGACAGUUAGCAUCACAUAAAUAUUUCAGUUUUGAAAAUAUAAAGGAAUCAAAAACCCAUCAUUAUAUAUACAUACAUCUUCUCGUCUGCACCUAUGUAACUUUGUAACAUGUAUAGCACUAGA